UCCUAUUGGGCCUGGUCAAAAGCAGUGCUGUACUUAGGGAAUGCAGCCUAUGUCUGCUUGCAUCCAUUCAGUGUGUGGUACUGUGGAGUGGUGGGUGGAAAUAAAGUGACAGGACUGCAGUACUGUGAGAGUAGCUAAAGGGAUCAGGGCAGAACUCUAGGGGCUGGGAGAGACAUUUAAAAGGAAAGUAACCAUUUCAGUGCGGGGCUGAGCCUUUUUUCCCUGGGCUGUGACAUCUACAAAUCUAGCUUGUAAGUCAGUCUUCUAGGUACUGGGAGACGUACAUUUAUAUUCCCCCAGAUUUUCCUCAUUGUGUUAUUUGGAUUAUGCCUGUCUGGGUUUAUCACGUCACUGGACCUGGAUGCAGGAUCUAGUCAGCCCAGCAUUGCAGCAACUGAAAUGGUUUUGAUCCGUUUAACCCAAAGGGCUUAUUUCCUCCCUUUCCUGUUCCUUUUUAUUUGAAAGGCACAGAUGAGCAGAGCGGCUGAAGCGAGAGGCCGUCGGUCCGUUACAUGUUGAGCACAGGGACCAGAAGCCAUCUUCAGUGCAGCAUAGGCGUCCUGAAAUAGAGGUCUAGGAGGAGAGCCUGUGUUGUGUGGCAGAGCUGUGGCAUGCCCUGCUCAGUGCCGAGCACUAGCAUGGCCGUGAUACAGGCAAAGAAACCGAGGGAGACCCCGAGCAAGGGGAACGCACCACAAGAAGAUAGGAAGAGUCUUUGUACCAGAGAUAAUCAGGACAACCAGAAGGACUGCAGAGCUGGGAGACAGGGAGAAAAAGGAACUGAAGAGAGAUCCAGUAAUUCAGAGAAGAGGAGAGCAGUUGUAUAUUCCCCAGCCUCGAUCAAAUCAACUCUGAUCAGUACCAACAGAACCAGCCAUGGAAAUCCAACAGCGCCAGGAGGGCCACAGGCGCUGAAGGUUGAUGACAGACUUAGAUUAGCAAAGGAGCGAAGGGAGGAGCAUGAGAAACAGCUUGUGUCCAGGGAGCUGGGCUGGUUGGCUCGAGAGGAGAGGGCCAGACGUCUCUAUGAGCAGAAGCUAGAGGAAAGGAAGAGGAGGCUCCAGGAGCAGAGAGAGAAGGAGGAGAAGAGGAGGACUGCUCUGCAGCGGAGGGAGGAGCAAAUAAAACAACUUGUUUCCAGAGAACGUGGUCGGUUGGCUCGAGAGGAGCGGGCCAUGCGUCACUAUGAGCAGCUGCUGGAGGAGAGGAAGAAGAGGCUGCAGGAACAGAGAGAAAAGGAGGCAAGGAGGCGCACUGCCGUGGAGGAGAAGAGGAAGCUGAGGAUGAAGGAGGAGACAGAGCGCUAUGAGUUGGUGAUGAAGAAGACCUUGGAGCAGAGCCACAGGCCCAAACAAAGACUCAGUCAAGGCCAUGGAGGGAAGAAAACCAACAACAAGAGGGCUCCUCGCCGCUCUCCCCUGACCGCUUGGGAGAAGGCUCUGGUCAGUCGCCUCCUCAUUCCCACUUGCUCAUACCUUGCCAGGAGCAGGAGCAGAAGUAAGAGUGGUCAGUCAAUAGAAGAAGUUGUCCAUGUCUGUCCCCGUUCAGUUUCAUGCCACUCCAUGCCUGCCACUGCCUCCAACUCUCACAAAUCACCACACCGCUACGGCACACCAGACCACCACCGAGCACAGGCAGACCUCCGUGAGGACAACCGGCCAGUCAUCCAGACAAACUACCAGGUAGCCGCCUCUCGCAGUCUGGGCCGCACAAGCCACAGGUCCGUCAACGUGGCCCAGCUUAAAGCAGCACAUGAAAAGGAGAAUGAGAGAGUGGCCAUGAGAACUAGACAACAGCCCCAGACACCCAAUGGUGGCGUGAAAGCAUUACCCACAAACCCAGAGAGCAGAGCUGCAACUCACUUCACAGAACGUAGACCUGUGAUCAGACUUAAAUCUGGGAUCAGACAGCUCCCAUCACAGCAGAUGGAAACGGAACUGGAUCCAGUACCAGAGGAGGAUGCUCUUCCAGUCCCCAACUCUGCCCUCUCCCCUGGGAACUCACGUCCUAUCAGGACCUUGGCAGCGGCAUGGGACCAGAUUCAAGCCUUCCAACACUCACCAGAACCUCAGACCAUCACUACACCUACAACUGGAGACCGUGCAGCCCAUCCUGAAACCCCGUCCGUGAAUAGGCCCUCUGCCGGUACUAUGGACCCGGAAGAGGCCUCACGUCUCCUGGCCGAGAAGAGGAGAGAGGCCCGUUUGAUGAGGGAGAAAGAGGAGGCGGAGAACUUGCGCAGGGCGGAAGUAGAAAGGCGAGGCAGAGAGGAGUUGGAGCACAGGAGGGCAGAGGAGCGGGCUCGGCUAGAGGCUGAGGCCCUGGGGCUGAUACAGGAGAGGAAGCGGAAGGAGGAGGAGGAGAGGGUCCGAGCUGAGGAGGAGAGAUCCCUCAAAGCCAAGCAUGAAGCAGCUGUCCUUGAGAAACAGAGAGAGCAAGAGGAGGCCCACGCCAGGGAGAAGGCAGAACAGCAGAGGCUGGAGAGAGAGAAGCACUUCCAGAAGGAAGAAGAACAACGUCAGGAGAGGAAAAAGCGACUGGAGUUGAUCAUGAGGAGGACCAGGAAGCCUUCAGCUGAAGAUAAAGAACCUGUUUUGAAUGGGAAUUCAACCGAGGAACCACAUCCUAAGGAGAACACCAAGCCUGUGAGGAAAAGCAACAGCUGUUUGGAAGAGGUCAUCAACCUAGGAGUCGUGACGGGGACCAAGCCAUCCAAGCUAGGUCUGAAUGAAGUGGAAGAAAACAUGGUUCCAGUUGUGGCCUUCAAAGAACGCAGGUACAGGUCCCUGAGAACACUGACAGGCAUGGAGGAGAUCCAAGCCCAUCAGCGAGCAGAAGUUAUCUGAGUAUCGUAAAGAUCAGAGGGGGAGACAACCCAUCCAAGAAUCUUUCCACAGCUGUGGUGCUUUCGCCUUUUCCCCUCCAAAAACAAGGAAUAACCGCAGCCUUUCUCCUGCCCUGCACUUUGAGAGCAUGUGAUCGGGAGGAAAAAUCCACACACACACACCUCUUCCCUGGAGGACUUCCAGAGGUCAACACCAUUCGGUCACAUUAUCUUUUCUAUCCAAAGUGGCACGAGCCCGCAUGAGGUGUCACUAUCUACAUCCUGUAACAGUAGACAGAGGAUUUUGCUUUGUUCAUAGACCAAACAGCUUAUUUAGUCUGAAAAUGAGGCUCACGCCCCAACGCAGUAGAUUCAAGCUUGAUGAAAUGAGUUUGCUGUGGGAAUCGGAUACGGCAGUGUUCUGUGUAUUCUCUACACAUUUCAACUGUACAACUGUAUUGGCACUGGAGGUUUUUAGCUGCGUACAGCACCCCUAAGCAUUUCCUAACUCUGCUGCUAUGUGAGCACUUUGCCUUCGAGUUGGUCGUUGUGUGUUGAAACCUGUGUGGCUAGUUUCAGAGCAGACGCUUUAGUUUCAAGACCAAAUCAUGUCUUACUUUCCCAUUUUCUUGUGGAAUAUUGUCUAAUUAUAUUUUUAAAGGCUGCUAUGGAACUUAUUUCCAGUAUAGUUAUUGUACCUUACUGUAUGGUUUAUAGUUUUAGAGUACUAUACACUGGUGUGGACCACAUGCAAAGUAUUUUAGCAGUUCCUUAUUGAUAACUGUGCAAUCAUUUUAGAAAACCAAUUAUAAAAGUGUCUGAAAUGUGUAAUGUAAGCCUGUUUAUUAAAAAUGUACAAAAAGU
This is a messenger RNA of Esox lucius (northern pike), 3688 nucleotides long. Its product is annotated as MAP7 domain-containing protein 1. The coding region runs from base 612 to 2846 and encodes 744 amino acids. Gene Ontology annotation, biological process: microtubule cytoskeleton organization. Gene Ontology annotation, cellular component: microtubule cytoskeleton. The record is from RefSeq and is a predicted model, not a curated record. The transcript has 17 exons. NCBI's taxonomy places the organism in Eukaryota, Metazoa, Chordata, Actinopteri, Esociformes, Esocidae.